AUGGCAGAUCCUUUCCAACCAUUCAAAGUCGAAGAAGCUGACAAGAAGCCUGGGUACAACACGCGCCAGGUACACGCGGGAGCGAGACCAGACCCGACUACCAAAGCUCGCGCUGUGCCAAUCUAUGCAACUGCGUCUUUCGUCUUUACGGACAGCGACCACGCGAGGAGGGUGUGCAGUAAUGAAGAAGCAGGUUACGUAUACUCUCGGAUUGCAAAUCCCACAGUGGAGGUUCUUGAGAAGCGCGUUGCAGCUCUCGAAGGAGGCUCGGCCGCCGUAGCAUGUGCAUCAGGUCAAUCAGCAGUCUUCCAGGCUAUUCUCUGCUUAGCACAUGCUGGUGACAAUAUCAUUUCUUCCAUCAACCUCUACGGUGGCUCAUAUAGUCUAUUCAACACUAUCCUUCCGCGAAUGGGAAUCACCGUUCAGUGGGUGUCAGGAGAUGAUCCCGAGAGUUACCGGGGCCUGAUCAACGAGCGCACUAAAUUGGUAUUUGUUGAAACUAUCGGCAACCCCCGGAUCAGUAUCCCAGAUCUGAGGGCUAUUGCCGAUAUCGCACACGAUGCCGGUGUGCCCUUUGUCGUUGACAACACCUUCGGUGCCUGUGGAUACUGGUGCCCCGUCAUCGAGCAUGGCGUCGAUAUUGUCGUCCACUCCGCAACCAAGUGGCUGGGCGGGCAUGGCACAACCGUUGGUGGUGUGAUAGUCGACUCCGGCCGUUUCGACUGGGGCAAGUCGGCCAACAGGUUUCCCCAUUUAACUAACCCUAGUGGAGGGCCCAUGGCAUUCUCCUACUGGUCGAAGUUUGGCUCAGUAGCUUUUGCAAUGGCUCUUCGGAUCGAAGUUGUAAUGGAGGUUGGAUCUGUCAUGAAUCCUUUCGCAGCACAGCAGAUAUUACUUGGCAUUGAGACUUUGACCCUAAGAUGUGAUCGAAUCGCAUCCAACGCCCUUACCAUUGCGCAAUUCAUGAGCUCACAUUCUUUGGUUGAUUGGAUUGACUACCCAGGCCUCCCAAACAACAAAUACCACAAGUUGGCUGUGAAGUAUUUAAAGCGAGGGUUUGGAGGAGUGUUGUCGUUCGGCGUGAAAGGAGGCAAGGUCGGCAGUCGUGCGUUCGUCGAUAAUGUGCGGAUCGUUUCCAACAUGACGAAUGUGGGAGAUUGCAAAACAAUGGCGACUCAUCCAUGGAGUUCAACUCACUCAAUCAUGAGCGAGGAGGAUCGAAUGAAGGCUGGCAUCACUGAAGAUCUCAUUCGCCUUUCAGUUGGUACUGAAGAUAUUGAAGACCUUCUGCAAGAUUUGCGGCAAGCACUCGAAGCUGUCGAAGCUUUUGUGAAAGUUGAGGUUAAUGGAUAUCAUGAUUCAACGACGAAUGGAGUCCAUUAG
Penicillium maclennaniae is the source of this 1383-nucleotide messenger RNA. Its product is annotated as O-acetylhomoserine aminocarboxypropyltransferase/cysteine synthase family protein. The transcript has 7 exons. Bases 1 to 1383 code for a protein of 460 amino acids. The record is from RefSeq and is a predicted model, not a curated record. Gene Ontology annotation, biological process: transsulfuration. Gene Ontology annotation, molecular function: pyridoxal phosphate binding; transferase activity, transferring alkyl or aryl (other than methyl) groups. NCBI's taxonomy places the organism in Eukaryota, Fungi, Ascomycota, Eurotiomycetes, Eurotiales, Aspergillaceae.